AUGAAGGUCAUCGAGCUUGCGCAUAUCAUGGCAGGUCCGGUGUGCGGCUUGAUGCUGGCGGACAUGGGCGCGGAUGUCAUUAAGGUGGAAAAGCCGCAAGGCGAUGAUUCUCGCCGGUUCGUCCCACCCGAGAUUGAAGGUGAAUCCGCUGCUUACAUGAUGAUGAACCGCAACAAGCGGGGAAUAGCACUGAACCUCAAGGACCCGUCGGCGCGAGACAUAUUGCACAAGCUCCUUUCAGAUGCGGAUGUCGUGAUAGAAAAUUAUCGCCUGGGCACAAUGGAACGGCUGGGUCUCGGCUAUGAGGAUCUGGCGGCAGUCAACCCGCGCCUGAUCUAUUGCGAAAUCUCCGGGUUUGGGCGUACCGGUCCGUACGCUGAGCGUGGCGGUUUUGAUUUGAUAGCUCAGGGCAUGGCCGGUCUGAUGUCGAUCACCGGCGAGGGACCGGGGCGUCCGCCGGUCAAAGUGGCUGCACCGAUUUCAGACAUCAAUGCCGGUAUUCUGGCGGCCAUGGGUGUGAGCGCGGCAUACGCAAAUGCGUUGAAGACCGGCCGGGGGCAAAAAGUUGACACGUCGCUGUUUGAGGCCGCGAUUGUGCAAACAUACUGGCAAUCGGCGAUUGCUUUUUCUACCGGUGAAAAUCCGCAACCGCUUGGCUCAGCGCAUCCGCUCAACGCACCUUACCAGGCGUUCGCAACCAGCGACGGCUGGAUCAAUGUUGGCGCCGCGAACCAGAGCAACUGGCUCCGUUUGCUGGAUGUCAUCGAUACGCCUGAGCUUGAUGCCGAUCCGAGAUUUGCGUCGAACCAGUCGCGGAUGCAAAACCUGCCUGCGCUCGUCGAAAUCCUGAAUGAGAAACUUCAGCGGGACACGACCGCCAACUGGUUGGCCAAGAUGGAAGCCGCGGCGCUUCCAGCCGGUCCGGUCCUGGGCAUUCUGGAGAUGCACGAGGACCCUCAGGCGGUUGCACGUGAUAUGAUCGUGGAGACAAAUCACCCCAUCGCUGGCGAUGUUAAAACCGUUGGUCAUCCGGUCAAAUUCAGCAAGACACCUGCCAAAGUUGCCAGAGCCGCGCCGGUGUUGGGACAGCAUAGCCGAGAGGUGUUGGAACAGCUUGGGUAUGAUCAGGAAACUGUCGCGAGCCUGAUGGCAAGCGGGGCGGUCAUAGCCGCAUAG
Molecule: messenger RNA, 1176 nt
Organism: Effrenium voratum
Lineage: Eukaryota; Dinophyceae; Suessiales; Symbiodiniaceae
Source: the annotation of a GenBank genome assembly